UCUAAAAGAAUGAAAGGGAUUUCAUACAGUUUCUUUACAAAAACACAAGAAAAGGAAAAAGAGUGAAUAAAGGCAGAACAUUUCCCAAACAGAAUAUGAGACCAUUGGGUUAAACAAUGUGACUGAUGCAAACUCAAUGAGGGAUCUGGACAACCAACCUGAGGAAGGAGAAAAAGGGACUUGUAGAUCAAAAAAAUAAAGGAUGCCUUCAGCUCAAAGUGCCUCUUUCCUUUCCAUUCCAAGCAUCCUCAGGUCCCUAGAACAUCAUGGCUCCUGAUGCUGCACACUCUGAUUGGCCAGCUCCAGCAGAGCUCAGAGGAGCCAUGGGGAACCUCACCACUGUCACCGAGUUUGUCCUGCUGGGGCUCUCGGAUGCCUGUGAACUGCAGAUGCUCAUCUUCCUGGGGCUCCUCCUGACCUACCUCCUCACUCUGCUGGGGAACCUCCUCAUCGUGGUCGUCACCCUCAUGGACAGGCGCCUCCACACCCCCAUGUACUACUUCCUCCGCAACUUUGCUGUCCUGGAGAUCUGGUUCACCUCAGUCAUCUUCCCCAAGAUGCUGACCAACAUCCUGACCAGACAUAAGACCAUCUCCCUAGCAGGCUGUUUCUUACAAAGUUUCCUCUAUUUCUCCCUGGGCACCACAGAGUUCUUUCUCCUGGCAGUGAUGUCCUUUGACAGGUAUGUGGCCAUAUGUAACCCCUUGCAUUAUGUCACCAUCAUGAGCAAAAGAGUCUGUGUCCAGUUAGUCCUUUAUUCAUGGAUGACAGGAUUCCUUCCUAUUGUCGUUCUAAGUUUCAUCAUAUUUCGGCAGCCAUUCUGUGGCCCCAAUGUCAUUAAUCAUUUCUUCUGUGAUAACUUCCCGCUCCUGGAACUCAUAUGUGCAGACACAAGUCUGAUAGAGCUCCUGGGUUUUAUUAUGGCCAACGUCAGCUUACUGGGCACCCUGUUGGUGACGGCCACCUGCUAUGGCCACAUCCUCCACACCAUCCUGCGCAUCCCCUUGGCCAAGGAGAGGCAGAGAGCCUUCUCAACCUGCUCCUCCCACAUCAUUGUUGUGUCUCUCUUCUAUGGCAGCUGCAUCUUCAUGUAUGUCCGGUCAGGCAAGGGCCGCCAGGGGGAGGACAGGAACAAGGUGGUGGCCUUGCUCAACACUGUGGUGACCCCGGUGCUCAACCCUUUCAUCUACACCCUGAGGAACAAACAGGUGAAGCAGGUGUUUAGCGAGCAAAUGAGCAAGCUCCUUUCCUAAAGAUGAGCUGAACAUGAGAGUGGGAGAAAGCUGACUCCUUACCUGAAUCUGUAAACAUAGCUCCAUCCUAAUCUCCACGAAUUAUCCCCUCCUAGACAGUUUUAUUUGUUUGUUUUGUUGCUACACCCAUGGCAUGAAGAAGUUCCUGGGCCAAAACCAUGCCACAGUAGUGACCUGAGCUGAUGCAGUCACAAUGCUGGAUUCUUAACCCAC
Phacochoerus africanus (Common warthog) is the source of this 1466-nucleotide messenger RNA. RefSeq names its product olfactory receptor 49-like. Gene Ontology annotation, molecular function: G protein-coupled receptor activity; olfactory receptor activity. Gene Ontology annotation, cellular component: membrane. The record is from RefSeq and is a predicted model, not a curated record. NCBI's taxonomy places the organism in Eukaryota, Metazoa, Chordata, Mammalia, Artiodactyla, Suidae. The transcript has a single exon. The coding region runs from base 267 to 1253 and encodes 328 amino acids. Gene Ontology annotation, biological process: G protein-coupled receptor signaling pathway.